UGCUUUAUAGUGAGCACAGUGAAUGCGGCCAACACGCCCAUGAUCAACGCUGCCAUGGUGCUGUGCGACCGGCACUACGGCGGCAUCAACUACCCGCGCGGCGGCGUGGGGCGCAUCGCACAGGAGCUGGUGGCGGGGCUGGUGGAGCGCGGGGGAGAGGUGCGGUACAAGGCCAACGUCACGCAGCUGCUCUUCGACCACCACGGCCGCGCUGCGGGCGUGAAGCUCAGUGACGGGCGCACAGUGAGGGCCAAGACCGUUGUCUCCAACGCCACCCGAUGGGACACCUUCGGCAAGCUGGUACCGUUGGAGCGCAUGCCGGAGGAGGAGAGGCAGUUCCAGCAGCGGUACCGCCAGGCGCCCUCCUUCCUCUCCAUGCACCUCGGUGUCAAGGCCCACGCGCUGCCACCCGGCACUGAGUGCCACCACCUCGUGCUGGAGAGCGAGUGGGGGCGCAUGGAGGAGCCGUAUGAGAGCAUCUUCCUCAGCAUCCCCACUGUGCUGGACCCGUCGCUGGCGCCGGCGGGGCGGCACAUUCUGCACGUCUUCACCACCGCGUGGAUGCACGACUGGCAGGGCAUGAGCACGGAGGAGUACAGCGCAAAGAAGCAGCAGGUGGCGGAGCAAAUCAUCGCGCGCCUCGAGAAGACGCUCUUCCCCGGCCUCUCCAAUGCCAUUGAGCUCAUGGACGUGGGCACGCCGCGCACGCACCGGCGUUUCUUGAACCGGGUGGAUGGCACGUAUGGCCCCAUUCCCGCGCGCCACCCGCUGGGGCUGCUUGGGAUGCCCUUCAACACCACGCAAGUGCCGGGGCUGUACUGUGUGGGCGACAGCUGCUUCCCGGGGCAGGGGGUCAUUGCGGUGGCCUUCUCCGGCAUCAUGUGCGCUCACCGCGUCGCCGCUGACCUUG
Messenger RNA from Closterium sp. Naga37s-1, 910 nucleotides. NCBI's taxonomy places the organism in Eukaryota, Viridiplantae, Streptophyta, Zygnematophyceae, Desmidiales, Closteriaceae. The record is from the annotation of a GenBank genome assembly.